This is a messenger RNA of Penicillium brasilianum, 3231 nucleotides long. The record is from the annotation of a GenBank genome assembly. NCBI's taxonomy places the organism in Eukaryota, Fungi, Ascomycota, Eurotiomycetes, Eurotiales, Aspergillaceae.
CAAUUACCCAAGAAGCACACACAGCACCCCGAGUCGAUGGUGGAACGGCAAUCCCUGCUUGGAUUUAGCCCCCAACAGUCCUAGUCGGCCGCCAAUCCCAAGCGUCCUAUUAAUGGCGGCUUGGCGGGAGGCUUCGGAGUUCACUUGCUUGCUUUCUUCUUCCCUCACGCGACAUGCCUCAUCAUGUCUGUGCCCCAGGCUCCGCGAGGCAGCCUAUCUGAGCAGAUUGCAGCCAUUCUACAACUAGCCGAGGCCUUGUAUGACGCCACCGGCCGUGAGCCCACCUUCAUUGACCAGGCGCGUAACGAACUGAGUCUGCUACGAUCCGUUGUUGAUGCGACGAGGAUCUCAUUGACGCUGCUAUGUGGGGACUUUACCGUUGUAGCGCUGAGUCAGGUUCUCGAUGGCUGUCGUGCAGCUCUGGAAGAGCUGGAAGAGCUUCGUCGACAGGCGGACGAAGUGGGGCCGGUGAAUCCACUGUCCGAUAUUCGGGGGCGUUUCUCAUCCUUGAUCUUCGAGCUCAGCGUUAUAAAUGCGGAUAUAUUGAUUUCCUCACAGGCCAAUGUCAACCGUCUGUUGCAGGGCUACAUUGAAGAUGUUCGAGCGGGGAAGCGAGAGUCUGGAAUUGUCGCAAGUGUUCUCGAUGAUGCUUCUCCAAAGAGCGAGAAAGAUGAAGCAUGGAACAACCUACAAAUUGAACUGCACGAUGUUGGUAUCGUACCUGAGUGGUCGGACCAGGACCAUGGCUAUAUCAUUUCAACACUACGACAUGCUGUAGACAAGGAGCACCUCCUGGAAGGUAGCAGCCCACCAGCAAAAUCAUCACGAUCGAUCAAACCAGCUUUGCCCCCAAGAAAUUCACUCUACAACACAACACCUCUUGGGGAGCAACUCACACUGCCCUUUCGAUCACAAGAAUAUCCAGAGAAAGGCCUUUCCGACAAGGAAGUGCUGCUCCCCACAGAAGAUUUCCCAAUCCCAGUCGCAAUGGAGCUCCAAGAUACGGAGGAUACGGAAAAGCAAGCACUCCCAAUCGAGAACUACCCCAUUCCCGUGGCCAUGGAGCCAUUCUUCCCAGCAAAUACAAACUUCGAUAAACAAGUCGUACCGCGGGAAAAUUUGCCUAUCCCCAUCGAGUCAGAAAGCAGCAUCGAAAACAGCCAGGAAAACCAAUCACAGAACAGUUCUUCCAUGAACGAUUCUACCCGACCAAAGUCACUUAUUCGCGGCAAGAAGCCCAGCAUUGUCAAGCGCAUGAGAUUUAAGCUUACCGGCAGUAAAGAGGAGUUCAUGACGUUGAUUCAAAUGGGUGGACAGUAUUCUGUCAAGCUAUCCUUGGACAAGGGUGCGAACGUGGACACCAUCAACGAUGCCGGAGAAACCGCUUUGAUGGUCGCUGUUUCGUUUGGUCUUCUCGAUAUCGUCGAGCUACUACUCGAGUACGGUGCAAAUUUGGACAGGAGGUCAGACAACGGAGACACGGCUUUGGGAACAGCCGCGCUGAUGGGUCGAGAGGAUCUCGUUCAAAUCCUGCUUGGGCACAGUGCGCAUCCCGAUGCGGGCAAAGGCUUAGGAAAGACGGCGCUUUCGCAAGCCGCUGCGGCUGGGCACGAGAGCAUUGUUCGGUUACUGUUGGACCGAGGUGCUGAUCCGAAUGGACUAUGCACCAGUGGUGAUACUGCGCUUUCACGAGCGGCAUUCUACGGCAACGUCGAGGUUGCACGACUUUUAUUAAACAGAGGGGCAGAGGUUGAUAAGACGGCGUAUCCUCGGAAGACGCCACUUUGGAAGGCUGUUCAUCAAGGAAAGACUGAUAUGGUCAGCCUGUUGAUGGAGUUUCUCGCAGACCCGUUAAAAAAGGACGCGCAUGGCCAAUCGCCGUUAUCAAUGGCAUCCUCGCUAGGGCAUACCGAGAUGAUCCGCAUUUUCCAAAAGUACGGGUACCAUGCCACUCCACUCCAGUACUUAUAGGGAGUUGGACAGGAGGUACGGCCUGUAUGUUGUGUAUAUAUUUGGUUUGCUUAUUGGCCAUGAUACCUAUCUAGAGUUCCAUUUAAACUUAGUCAAUGUGCUCUGCAACAAAUGCAGCGGCAUAAAUAUCCAUAUCUUGCACAAACCCUUUCAACCUCGAUGGCUGCCAGCCCAACAGCUGCUUGGCCCUCGCAGAAGAUCCUCGGAAACUAGUGCUCAUCGCUUUGGAAAAUAAAUCUCCUCCAUGUCCUUUCAGCUCCACCGUACCCGUAAACCCCCAAGUGGAAGCCAAGGCAUUGAAAAUGUCCCGCAUGCUUUCUUGACUGGUCACCAGAUCAAAGACGGGGUAUACUCCCGUACCUGGAAAAAGGUGCACUUUCUCGAUUGCUUGAACGAAAGCCUUUGCCGUGUCGUCGACGUGGAUGAGGCCGGGUCGUGAAUCAGCAUCUAGUGGGAUUUCCACCGUCUUGGUGGUCUUCGUCGCGGCUUCCAGAACCGGAGUAAUGUAGGACGCCCAAAUAGUGCUUUCGCGGCCGUAGAUGAGAGCGGGUCGCAGGACCAUAACAUCGAGGACGUCCUUCGCCCGAAGAACGGCCUGUUCCAUUCCGACUCGCCAGGCAACCAAUUCCUCUGGGGGCGUGUUUGCUCCUUGACCCACGAUGUCAAGAUCGUUCACAGGCUCAUUAGAUGAGCCAUGAACCCAUGUACCGGAGCAAUAUAUGUAUCCUAUCUUCGAGCACGGCAUAUGUCGGGUCAAUGAUUCAUAAUUGCGCUCCUUGCCCACUGAAACCACAUCGGCGAGGAACUUGUGCGAGCCAGCAUCGGCACCAGCUACGUCCACGACCACGUCUAUGUGCUUGGAGCGAAUGAUCUCAAGAUAUGGGUCCGGUUGAUUUAUCGGGUCCGCGCACACCAUCGGGAUGAUCUCUUCUCUGGCCAUCUGCUUUGCUUUGGCGGUGGUGCGCGUCACACCGUAGACGGUAUGUUGUCCACUCUGGACGAGGAGAUUGGCAAUUUGGCGACCAAGAUAGCCUGUUGCGCCGAGGAUGAGAACUUUAGGCAUGCUGGGUGAGCUGUUCUGAUCGCUGUAGAUUGAUCGUUGGAGGUGAAGAAUUAUGCGAGGUUAGCGGGGGCGGGGGACUUAUAUAUGUGGGCCCUUUGGCUGAUGAUUGACUCCAAUUUUAUUCAGUGGAAGUCCGGCUUGAAGUCAGAGACGAGGAAUUAGGAAGCUAAAAUCCGCUGGAAUUCAAUCUGUUAGGA